Molecule: messenger RNA, 2522 nt
Organism: Phlebotomus papatasi
Lineage: Eukaryota; Metazoa; Arthropoda; Insecta; Diptera; Psychodidae
Gene: dtr
Product: dynein axonemal assembly factor 1 homolog
Exons: 4
Coding region: 212-2416 (734 amino acids)
Molecular function (GO): protein binding
Source: RefSeq, a predicted model, not a curated record
UGGUAAAAUUGUAAAGAAAGGCGUAAUAAAUAAAAUGCCGUACACAAUCACCCCAACUUUGUGAAAUGCAAUACAAAUGAGGCGCCUUUGGAGACAAUCGAUAAUUUUAAACGGAAAUUGUUUGAUCGAUAGUUCAAUUUUCUUCUUGAGCAAUUUGAGGACAAUUUAACCAAGCAAUAAGACUCAAUUUGCUAAAGGAAACCAUAAGGCCAUGGCGAAUGCAGCAUCUGGUGUUAAGAGCAUGACGCCCCAAGUAUUGAGGGAUUUGUGUAAGAAGAACAAUCUAUAUCUCACACCAAAUCUCAAUGAUGUGCUCUAUUUGCACUAUCAGGGCUUCCAGGAAAUAGCUGGACUGGAGGAAUACACAGGAUUGAAGUGCCUGUGGCUGGAGUGUAAUGCAAUUGGUGAGCUAAAGGGUCUGGAUAGUCAAACAGAGCUCAGGUGUCUCUUCCUGCAAAAUAAUUUAAUUAAGAAAAUUGAGAAUUUGCACCAAUGCACCAAACUCGAUACCCUCAAUUUGUCCCACAAUCAACUUCGACGUGUCGACAAUUGUACUUCCGACAUCCUUCCCGUCCUAUCCACCCUCACCAUUUCCCAUAACUAUAUUCGGACAGCAGCGGAUAUUGAGAAUCUGACAAAGUGCCAGAAUUUGUCGGUACUGGAUCUUUCACACAAUAAAAUAGAUGAUAUCCUGGCGGUGAAAGUUUUUGCUGGGAUGCCCAAUUUGAGAGUCUUGACCCUUGUGGGGAAUCCUAUUGUAGGAUCAAUCCCUUCGUACAGAAAGACACUUAUUCUCGAGUGCCUCAAUCUGACUUAUCUGGACACCAGGCCGGUCUUUCCGAAAGAUCGUGCCUUGGCCGAAGCCUGGAAAAGAGGUGGAUUCCAGGCUGAAAAGGAGGAAAAUGAGCGAUGGAAUCAUGAGGAACGACGAAAGAUGCGUGAAAGUAUUAACAGAGUUCUUCGUCGUAGGAAUGAGAUUAAAGGUCAACAGAUGACAGAGUUGAUCCACAGUAGUAGUGAUGAGGAGGAAUUUGCUGAAUCUCAGAAAGAAAAUCUCGAAGCAAAGAUUGCAGAAAUUAUCAAAGAAGUCGAAGGUCAGGAAAUGGAAAAAACUCCUCGUGGGCACAUUUUUGAAAAGCCAGAAAAGAACGGUCAUCCAUAUGAAGACAAUGAUAAUAUUGAAAAUGAAAAAUGUCUGGAAACUACUCAGAAUGACUGCGAAACUUCAGAUAUAUCAGAUAUCGUGUCUACUGAUGAUGAGGAAAAUACGGUGAAAAUUAACAUAAUUGCGGGAAAAUCAUUACUUCCAGACGAUAAAAAUGCCGUAAUGGUAGAGUCAAGGGAACAUGAAAUUGCAGCUGAAUCAGAAGAAAUCAAAAAUCCAUUAGAAGAAUGCGUUGAAGUCAUUGGCACAAAUCCAGAAAAGUGUAGCACACCCAAUUGGAUAAUUCCAGAGAUUAGAGAAAAUCUCGCUGAAGAAGAAAGUCCAGAUAACAGUAGAAUUUCCACAACAGCAACAGCUAAUACAACAUUCAAUGAUUUUUCUUUUAAUUGCUCGGAAAAUCAUACACAGAACUCUCGGGCGUCGUCACCUCUUAUGAGCAUUUUGAGCAUAACUCUUCCGCAUGACUCCUUCCAGUCACCUCCGAAGCAUAAGAUUGAUGUUGCACCUAAAUAUCAAAAGACUUCUCCGGUGAAGAAGCCUCCCAGGGAGUUUCAUUCAACUGUUGAUGAUUUUAUGGAGUCUUGUGAGAGGCAGCUUGCGGAAGAAAAAGUGGAAUCCGAGCGACUUCUCGCAAGGUAUACAGAAGAAGUUAACAAAAGCCUUCAAGAACUUACCCUUGAGACUCCACAGGAACCACUGGACAUUUCUUCCAUCCAAGAUUUUGAACGAGAAUUUGAGGAAAUUAGCACAAAAGUGCAAAAUUUAAAUGAGACAAGAAUGGAGCAAUUUCGGGAGGAUAGCAGAGAAGUCAAGAAAUUGAUUGAUGAAGUUUUUGAGAAGGUUAACAAUAGAGAAGAUAAGAAAAACUUCAAGGAAGACUGUAAGGUAAUCUCCGACAAACUGGAGAAACUCUCUGCUCUGAUUGAGAAUCCUCCUGUUAAUCAGUUUGAUGAGUUAGUUGAGAAGUUCUGCACAGAAUCCCAGGAAUCAGACAAUGCUAAAAAUUGGGCAGAAGAUUCGAAAAUGAAGAAAAUCGAAAAGUUCCUUAACACCAUCGAAGGACCAUCUACAUCUGAUGCUCCAGAAGAAAUUGCUGCAGACAUUCUUUCGCCUAAUUCAACUGACGAGGGAAUUCAAAUUGAAGACAUUGAAUUUUCAUUCAGUCCACUCUCAGGCGAAGCAUCUGGAUCUGAGAAUGUCUCCAAAGGUAUGGAAGAGCGGGAAAUUGAAACAUCUCUCCAAGAGGAGUAACAAGUAACGAUUGCUUUUAAUGUAAAAAAAAAUUAAUUGUGGUUCUUCAGAUGAAAUACAUUUCUUUUCUUGCUGUUGAUAAGUAUUAAAAUUCAAUUGUAACGCA